Molecule: messenger RNA, 1302 nt
Organism: Aspergillus welwitschiae
Lineage: Eukaryota; Fungi; Ascomycota; Eurotiomycetes; Eurotiales; Aspergillaceae
Product: cytochrome P450
Exons: 5
Coding region: 1-1302 (433 amino acids)
Molecular function (GO): oxidoreductase activity, acting on paired donors, with incorporation or reduction of molecular oxygen; heme binding; monooxygenase activity
Source: RefSeq, a predicted model, not a curated record
AUGCCGGUGGGAUGGGAUUGGAUAACUGGUCAUAUCCUCGUGCUUUCGGACUAUGUCAUUCGUCUACCCGCCGAUGCCAACGUUACGCUUGCCACACAAGAGUUGGCUUCAGAAUUUACCGACAAAGAAAACUUUUCACUGGAUACCUGGCCUGUUUCCCCCGCACAAUAUCUAUCCAGAAGCGGCGUCGUAGCAUGCACGAUCUUCUUCCAGACGUCAUCAAGUCUGUUGGGGUCUUCUGCCAUAAAACUACGCGAAAGAGCCAGAUCUGGACAUGCGUUUGCCCUAGACGACUUGACUAUCAGACUAACUGUGGAUGUUAUUCUCAAAGCGAUCAUUGGUGCGGAUCUUGAUCAUCAAAACUCUGACAACAUCAUUGCAACCGCCCUGGCCCAUAUCACCAAAUGGCACUCCUUUGGGGAUCCUCGUGUGCUCGCACAUCCACUACGACCACUGGUUCAGGGAUACUAUGGCCGCCUCUUUAAUAAGUGGAUCCAUCAAGCACUUCAUAAGAAAUUCGCCGAGAUGAAGCGAUCAAAGCAGGAACCGUCCUCUCAGACCAAAAAGGAAGAGAUCCCAGAGGCCACCAAGUUAGACAACCACUUCACAGAAUAUCUAACCUACCAGCUUCGGUUGUUUCUCUUCGCUGGGACACAUACAACGUCCAGUAGUAUCGCCUACGUGUACCACCUUCUGUCUAAACAUCCUGAAGCCUUGGCUCAAGUCCGGCAGGAACAUGACCGGAUUUCUGGACCAGAUCCUUCUGCUGUAGCGCAGCUCCUCUGCGAACAGCCGGCCCUGCUCAAUCAAUGCCCCUAUACGAUGGCAGUGAUCAAGGAAACUCUUCGGCUCUAUCCGCCUGCGGGAACAAUGCGCCAACGCUGCAAUGGCCAGUCACUAACCGAUAGGCAUGGUAACGAAUAUCCUUUGAUGGACGAUACUAGCGUCACCUUUCUCCCCGAGCGGUGGCUGGUUGAGCCAGCCCAUGAACUUUAUCCAGACCCGGCUGCAUAUCGCCCGUUCGAGCAGGGACCACGCAAUUGUAUCGGUCAGACUCUUGUCAUCAAUGAGAUGCGAGUUAUCCUUGUGAUGACGGUUCGGACAUUCGAUACCUACACGGCGUAUGAUGAAUGGGAUGCAUUGAGGUCGAACCAAGCGGGAUUCAUAAGCCGCCUUGCUCAGUACACAGGGUUCCAAGACGUGAAGCCUAAGUUGGUGAAUGGGGAGAGGGCAUAUCAAACUGAAAAAGCCGGUACCAAUGCAACAGACGGAUACCCAUGCCGUUUGAUUUUGGUCGCGUGA